Molecule: messenger RNA, 2407 nt
Organism: Schistocerca serialis cubense
Lineage: Eukaryota; Metazoa; Arthropoda; Insecta; Orthoptera; Acrididae
Product: lipase 3-like
Exons: 8
Coding region: 1-1314 (437 amino acids)
Biological process (GO): lipid metabolic process
Molecular function (GO): hydrolase activity, acting on ester bonds
Source: RefSeq, a predicted model, not a curated record
AUGUGUGGCCCGCCGGUCGGCGCGGCGCGAGUAGCAAUGGAAAGCCCGCGCAGUGCGACCGCCGGCGCGGCGUUGUCGUUGGUCAUGAUGGCGGCGACUGCUGGCGCCUACGUCUUCUCGUACGACGCUGACAUCUUCAGGACGACGUGCGAGCUGGCGGCCACGGCGGGGUACCACUGCGAGGAGCACGCGGUGCGCACAAGGGACGGCUACCUGCUGGCCCUGCAUCGCCUGCCGCCCAGGGCGUCCGCCGGCGCGCGCCGCGGGCCCGUGCUGCUAGUGCACGGCAUUCUGGGCGCCUCCGACAACUGGAUCCUCGCAGGACGCGGCGAAGCGCUCGGUUACCUCCUGGCGGACGAAGGCUUCGACGUCUUCAUGGCAAACUUCAGAGGGAACUUCUAUUCAAGAAGACACGAAUCGCUGUCUCCCAACGAUCCUGCCUUCUGGAGGUUCAGCUGGCAGGAGAUGGGCGAGCACGACCUGCCCGCUAUGCUGGCCGCGGCGCGCCGCCUGUCGCACUGGUCCAGCGCGCCGCUAGUGGUGGCGCACUCGAUGGGCGCGGCGGCGCUCUCCGUGCUCAUGUCGGGCCCGCGCGGGGCUUCCCCGCCAGGCCCUGGCCACAGCCGCGGGGCUUCCCCGCCGGGUCACGGUCUCGCCCGCGGGGACUCCCCAGCGGCGGUGCGCGCCGCGGUCUGCCUGGCGCCCGCCGUCUUCCUGGCUCCGCCGCGCCGACCCUUCGGCCGCCUGCUGCUGGAGUACUUUCCGGAGGUGGCGAUGGCGAUGGAGCGCGUGAACAAGUUCGAACUGCUGCCCCGCACUCGUAGCAUGGCCCGCCUGUUCGAGUCUUUUUGUUCGCCACGUGCCACCACGCACAGCUACUGCGUCGCUAUCUUCUCCUACAUCAUGGGAUACGACCUGCCGCAACUGGAUCAGGAUCGACUGCCGUCCAUACUGACGCACAUCUUGUCGGGCACGUCGACACGUACUGUCAUCCACUUCGUGCAGAAUCACAAGGCCGACGAAUUCCGCGCGUUCGACCACGGGCCAGAGGGCAACGUGCGCUUCUACAACCAGAGCACGCCGCCCCGCUUCGACCUACGCCACUACGACUCCACGCCCGUAGCCGUCUUCUACGCCGACAACGACUACGCUCUCACCUUCAAGGAGGUGCAGCGCUUCUACGAGCUGCUGCCGCGGCGCAUCGGGAUGUUCCGCGUGCCUUACGACAACUUCACCCACAUCGACUUCCUCAUCGCGAGGGACCAGCGCAGGCUCCUCAACGACCGUGUCGUCGACAUACUGAAGCGUUACUGACACGACUGCUGGUCAGUACCGGCCUCGCUGGAUCACUUCGUCGUUUCGUUGCCAACAGCCGUCUAGUUAUGGAAGUAUACCAAUGAAUUCAUUCCAUCUGUAUGCAGCCGUCGUAUACGCUCCUUUGUCGCACAACAUCGUACAGUUAACGUCCAUACUACCACAGUCAUAAAGCUUUUACAGUCAUAAAGCUUUUAUCACCACAUCGGAAACAUAAAAAAACAUGAAACAUUUGAUUUAUUUAUUUGUAGGUACGUGUCCAUGUCGUUGUACGGACUGAAAUCCUAGCGUCAGAAUAGCAUGCCUGAGAAGAAUGCAUUGACUAGUUCCACCAGGAUUGGCCUGACAUAGCUGAAACAUUUCCCCUGCUGCCUAUAACGAACUAUACCAUUGUAAAUGAAAUGUGUUCGCAGUUGCGAAUAUGGACAACCAUCAGCUUUAUAAUGGAAUGACAACAAUGGAAAUUUGUGCUGGACGGGGACUCGAACCCGUAUUUCUCACUUAUCCCGAGUGGCCACCUUACCAUAAGGCUAUCCGAAUACGAUUCACGACCGGUCUCAAACUUUCUCAUGUCGUCAGUCGUGUAUAUACAGCCUGCACUAGAACAUCCAUUAUGUUUAUUCCAGUACAGGGGACACAUUUCAGUUGAAAGAAAUCCGGAUUCGACACAUAUUUUGAUUAUCGUCAUUCCAUUACACAGCUGAUGGUUGUCCACAUUCGCAACUGCAGAUAUAUUUCAUGUAUUUCAUAACGGCUGUAAUCGUCACAGUGCGUGUUCCUUCAGACACGCAUGCAUGUCCGAAGGAAUAUAGUAUUGUACUUCUGACAACACAGUCACUGGAAAAUCGUACACCAUUAUAGUCCACGUUAGCAGUGGGCUGUAUCAUUAAGUUUUACGUCUUCUGGCGUCACGCUGCCCUUCUGUGACGCGGGGUUUUUGAUGUGUACCAGGACUGCAGACAUGUAUCUACAAGCAAACAAAAAUUAAUAAAGUAAUUUAAUUUUUCAAGGUGACAGUUAAAACUUUAAACUCACCUCGUACAAGUAUUAUACGAGCACUUUUUCUUAAUAUGAGUGGACUCUGGAAAGUGAA